Molecule: messenger RNA, 2594 nt
Organism: Parus major (Great Tit)
Lineage: Eukaryota; Metazoa; Chordata; Aves; Passeriformes; Paridae
Product: olfactory receptor 5G3-like
Exons: 3
Coding region: 837-1763 (308 amino acids)
Biological process (GO): G protein-coupled receptor signaling pathway; sensory perception of smell
Cellular component (GO): membrane
Molecular function (GO): odorant binding; G protein-coupled receptor activity; olfactory receptor activity
Source: RefSeq, a predicted model, not a curated record
UUUGUAGAGCUGAAAAUAUCUGAAAUGCUCAAAAAUUUGACACAACAGGUGGGGUUUUGCACUGUGGUUGCUCCGUGGAGUCCCCAAAGCCCUGUGGCUUACUCAAGGUGAGAUCAUCUCCUCUGUGUAAUUGCCUCUAAACUCAAAAGCUCAGAGAAGAGAUAACAACCUGCUUUGGGCUUUGUCACUCUCCUGGGUCUCCAAGAGCCUCUAAAUCCCCAAAUUACAUGGAAAAAGGUCUUUGCUGACAGUGAUAUAUUUUUAAACUCACCUGCAGAGCACCUUAAUAUCCACCUUGAAGAGCAUCAGGAGGCAAGCAGGAAGAGCGUGGAGAUGUAGGGGAGGAUCAUCCUGGAGAACCACGAGCAAGGACAGCGUGUGCCGAGCCACCCAUCUCCCGUCGUUUUCCCUUGCAAAGAAGAAACAACUUCAGUCUUCAUCUCCGCUCCUACCUGGAGGCUCCUGUGCUCCAGUUCCUUAUUGUACUCUGGGCUUAGCACCAAAUCCAGGUGAUCUGCACCUGCAGGUGUGUGGUGAGAACACCCCAUCGCAACACUCGCUCUGGGUACUUCUCACUGACCACAAAGGGCUCCUGGAUGAGGACUGGCAGCUUUCCUGUAAGGAACACUUACGGAUUUUACUCUUGCUGAUAUAAGACACAUCCAAAAGGUUGUGCUGGAUAAUUUCAAAGUCCCAGGCUGAACACACACAGGGGGAUUAAACGCAGCACCAAGAUUUUGUAGGACUGUCUCCAAGCAGAUCCCACUGCAAAAAGGGUUUUCCAGCUGGAAGAAACCUCCAGCAAGGAGUUCACACAGACAACACUCUUUGAAGGAAUGCUGGGAAGCAAUUGCACCCAAGCAACUGAGUUCAGCUUGGUGGGAUUCACCGAGAACCCAGCAACUCAGGUCACCCUCUUCCUGCUGUUCCUGCUCACCUACCUUGUCACCAUCCUGGGGAACUUGGGGAUGAUCACCUUGAUCAGAGCCAGCCCCCUGCUCCAUUCCCCCAUGUAUUAUUUCCUGGGCAACCUGGCUUUUGUGAACCUCUGCACUUCUACCAUCACCACCCCCAGGAUGUUGUUUGGGGUUUUUUUGGGGAAGAAGAGAAUGGCCUAUGCUGGGUGCAUGGUUCAGGUGUUCACUUCUGCCCUGUUUCUGGUCACUGAGUGCUUCCUACUGGCUGUGAUGGCCUAUGACCGAUACGUGGCCAUUUGCCAACCCCUGCUCUACCCCCUUGUCAUGUCCCCAGAGCGCUGCUCCCAGCUGGUGACCUGGUCCUACCUCCUGGGGCUGACCAAUGGCAUGGGACAAACCAUUGGCAUGUCCAGCUUGUUCUUCUGCGGCUCCAGCACCAUCAAUCUGUUCUUCUGUGACAUUUCCCUGCUGAUCUUGCUCUCCACCUCCGACACCACCCUCAGCCUCGCCAUCCUGAGGACUGCUUCAUCUUUGCUUGGUGUUCCCAGCAUCCUGGUGGUCCUGGCGUCCUAUGUGGCCAUCAUCCCCACCAUCCUGAGCAUCAGCUCAGCUGAGGGCAAGCACAAAGCCUUCUCCACCUGUGCCUCCCACCUCACCAUUGUCAGCAUCUUCUAUGGGGCUUUGAUUUUCAUGUACUUAGUCCCCAGGUCAGACACCUCCAGGGGAGGAGAAAAAUGGGUUGCUGUGCUCUACACUGUGGUGACCCCCAUGCUGAACCCCUGGAUUUACAGCCUGAGGAACCAAGAGGUGAAGGAGGCUUGGAGGAGACUCAGGAAAACAAAAUGAGCUUGGAUUUUAACUCUGUUUAACUUCGUUAAAGCAAAGCUUUAACUUUGUGGCCAGCCACAAUGGAGAUGUGGGUGCUACUCUGGGAAUUUUGUGAAAUAUGUCAGAGGGACAUUUUUGGCACCCUCUGCACUUUGAUUUAAAUGAUGUGCUGGCUGAUUUAAUAUCAGCUGAAAAUAGUAAUCUCACUCCAAUUUCGAUGUUUGGAUGAGGCGUGGAGCAACCUGGUCUAGUGGAAGGUGUCCUUGCCCACAGCAGGAGGUUGGAACUGAAUCAGCUUUGAGAGUCCUUCCAACCCAAACCAUUCCAGAAUUCUGAGAUAUAUUUGGUCUUAAUGUUUUGGUGCACAAGCAUUGCAUAUGUGAAAAAACCCCAAAACCUCCAGUCAGUGCAUUAUCUCAUCCUGUCUCAGGUCCAUGGUAAAAUCCAGAAUGAUGGAACUCUCCUAGAGACAUGGAAUAACUUGGGAUGGAAGAGAAGCUGCUCACUUGGGUUGGGUCAAGGUAGUUUGCUGAUUUAUUGAUGACACACAACUCACAGGCACUUAGGAUCAAUGAGCUGAGUCCUUUGUUCCCUUUGUUCCUUUAUUAUUAGUAGAUGUUUAGAAUAGAGGCUCGACGAGGUAGAGGCCUUGUCAAGCCUCUAAAGGGGGGAAUGAUGCCUUAAGUUUUAGCUUUCAUAUUUUUCAGAUUCUGUACUGCAUAAGUAUAUAACUCUCAGAACUUCAUAGAAAGUGUUAGCAACUUCUCCUCACAGUUCAGUUAGACAAAACAAUCCUUUUCCAGCCCAAGAACCAAGGACACCGUUACAGCUUCAGGCCCAAAAAGUGCA